GGUGAGGUGGCAGCAGGGGUACUUGAUGUCGUCAUAGCAACGAUGGAUGAGUAGACAAAGGGGUGGGACUUGCUCCUCUCCUGGGUACAUAAACGAGGGAGGCGGGCUUUGUGUCCCAACGCUGACCAACUAGACAUCUGCCUUCCCUCCAUCCCUAACUGUCUCUCUGUAUCGGUCUGUCUGUCCAGCUGUCUGUCUGUCUAGCGGCCAGCUACACUGCUAAGAAGGCUCCAGGCGGGGGAGGUCGUCACCAGUCAUGGCCAGCGGGUGUGUUUCCGCCCCGGACAGCCGAGCCGAACAGAGACUAGCGCCGACCGCUCAGGAGGACAGCUGUACCUACCAGGAGGUGAACCUGUCCGACGAGAGCCCAGGGGUCACCAUGGCGACGCGGGAGGCCGGCGACGGCGCCGUGUCCGCGGGGGUACCGGCCCACGGAGCGGACCAGCAGAAGAAACCGCGCAGGAAGGACACGCCGGUCCUCACCGCCCCGCCACACAUACCCGGCAUACGGCUGCUGAUGGGAGAGAGGCCGAGCGUCUUCCUGGAGGACGAGGAGAGGAACGGGAGGGAGUAGAGAAACAGCGCUCUUUGAACUAUUUUUAACCAAUGGGGUUUUUUUCGUCAGGCCAACUCGAUUAAAUGUAGCUUUCAAACUUUCAAA
Molecule: messenger RNA, 661 nt
Organism: Gadus chalcogrammus (walleye pollock)
Lineage: Eukaryota; Metazoa; Chordata; Actinopteri; Gadiformes; Gadidae
Gene: ppp1r17
Product: protein phosphatase 1 regulatory subunit 17
Exons: 4
Coding region: 257-574 (105 amino acids)
Biological process (GO): regulation of phosphatase activity
Molecular function (GO): protein phosphatase inhibitor activity
Source: RefSeq, a predicted model, not a curated record